AUGGGGGUACACGGUUCGGCUCGAGCGUUAGAGACAAACAAUGAUCCUCGAGUCAUACCUCCGAAAAAUCAUGCAAUUUGGAAGAAUGUCGACACUCUCACAGCAUCGGACGAAGACUCGGGGUGUCGCCCCGGGAAAGUCUCCGUCAGAAUCCCGGUCGAGAUCCAAGAGGAUAUCAUGAUAAGCUGGGAGGUGGCGCCGUGCGAUGUCUCGGGAUAUCUACUCGAGCUGACGGAGGCCGACGGUCUCGGUUCGAACCUUACUUCAGGCUUAUGCAAAGAAACACAGAUACAUCUCAAGCGGGACGUGGCGAGAUUCUUCUCGCGAUUCUUUGUCUCCAUUUAUGCUGCGAACAUAACUAGAAACGGUGCCGUGAUGAAAUCCACCCCGUCUGUGCAAGAAUUCGCGGUCUGUCCGAGCAGAAAACCCGAGACACCGACUGACGUGAAUAUUGAUGUCUAUGCCGACUCGAAAGUGAAGUUCACUUGGCGUUCUACUGAAACUCUGUGGCAGAUACAAGGCUUCACCCUCCUGUAUUGCGAGGGGACCACGAACUGCAAGCGCAGAACGAUCCCUUUUUCUGCAACUGGGAUGAGCUACGAAAUGUUCCUGUGGGACAAGAAAUAUACUGUCGAGCUGUUUCCUGUUUGUGAUACCGAGGAAUGCGGUAUAGCCCGAGGAAGAGCUUAUAGGAGCGUGCUUUAUGAAGACCUUGCAUCGGCAUCGAGUAGUAUUGUGCGUAUCUCGCAGUGCGCCGUUUUCUGCGAUUGCGUUUCCAAAUACCUGCAUCGUCAACAGAGGAACGACGAGCGCCGCGAAAGUCGCCAUGAUUUAGAAGAUGUCUGCAACGCGCAGGGUGAUUGUUCGCUGGUUUUGGAGAAGCUCAUCCGACUUGAUACCAAGUACGAGUUCGGGAUAUCGGCGAGAUCCCACGACUCAGUCACCUACUACUCGGACCUAUCAGAUGGAGAGAAAUGCAUCCUUGAGACCAGAGCUCUGACCCACACCGAGGUUGCAAUACUCGACAGAACUCAGAAUUUCUCAUCGAUGAUCGAAUCAGUGGACACCGAGAGAGUCAUUGUAAUCGAUCAGAACAUCUUCAGUCUCACCGAUGGCACGGUCGUGAGCUCCAUGAUUUUCGUCGGUGACCCGGACGAGCUGCGGAAGCCUCUCGGCGAAAACGUGCCUUUCAAGAAAGCUCUCAAUGGCCGAGGGAAGCUUCUGCCGACCCGAAUUACGUCACCCGAAUGGAACGUAUACUCCGCAUGGAAUAAUGCUGAAUCUCACAUCGACGAUCCCGCUCUUCACUGUCGAUGGAUGUGGGGCGCACCGAGUAAUUAUAUCGUGUGCGCCCUGGGUGUCGAGAAGUGCAGUGAUUCUGUGGUCAAGGCAUGCAAUGGACCACUGCUCCCACACACAGAAUACGGUCUGAAAAUGAGAGGAUGUACGACUUUGGGUUGCACGGACACCGAUAUGUUCCGCUUCAAGACCGGAAUCGGCGUGCUGCCAGAUGAUCCAUCAGGCACGGAUCCCAGACUCGGGAUUCUUUUGGCCUUCAUCGGCUGCAUUAUAGGUGGCGGCCUGAUUAUCGUCUUGCUCUCCUUGAUAAUUUUGAGAUGGACAGAAAUGAGAGAAAUGCAUCGUGAGCAACGUUUCCGGCUCGUCGAAUUCUGACUGGUAAAGCUCCGCAGAGCAUCUAGAGACGCCUCGGGAGGAAAUGUGAAAGCAUAUACAAGUAGCGUGGAAGCGAAGCUACAGCGAGCGACCAGAGA
This is a messenger RNA of Galendromus occidentalis (western predatory mite), 1772 nucleotides long. RefSeq lists its product as uncharacterized. NCBI's taxonomy places the organism in Eukaryota, Metazoa, Arthropoda, Arachnida, Mesostigmata, Phytoseiidae. The coding region runs from base 1 to 1674 and encodes 557 amino acids. The record is from RefSeq and is a predicted model, not a curated record. The transcript is spliced from 12 exons.